This is a messenger RNA of Durusdinium trenchii, 3534 nucleotides long. NCBI's taxonomy places the organism in Eukaryota, Dinophyceae, Suessiales, Symbiodiniaceae. The record is from the annotation of a GenBank genome assembly.
CGAUCUUAUUUGUUUGCUUGCAGCCAUCAGUUAAUGAUGCCAAAUGAACGCAACCUGAGCUGGAUGCUGUGAGCCUCUUUUCCCCUUCAUGUCUCCGCUUGGUCCUGGGUGCUUUGCUUGAGAGUUAGGGUGGGAUCAUUUGGAGAUGGACUCAAAGGUAGGAGGCUGGGGUUGUCCUCGCCCACCUUCCCGGGACCUUGUUGCCUGGCUAAAAGCCAAGCAGGAUACAUGGAUGCACCUUCUGCAACAUGAAUGCUCACAGCUGCCAAAAGACGUGGUGUCUCGUGUUUCAAAACUCUUUGUUCAGAAGCUCAGUCAGUUUGCCUACUGAUCUUGAUGACAGAUGUCAAGGGUGGCAGCGGCAUCCAAUACUUGUGGCAUCUUAUGGCAUAUGAGGUUGAGUGAUUACUAGCUGUUGGCCAAUCUUUGGUGCAAUUCCAAGCUUCUCAGGACAUCUCAGGACCUAUUCCCGCUAACAGUCAAAGUGAGCGUGUGUAUCGGUCCCAGUGCUUUGGUCUUGUUGCAGUGUCGCCAGCGGCUUGCUCAUAGCUGCGCAGAGCAAACUCUGCGGAGCUGUGAUGAAAUAAGCUUGCAAAGGUGACACUGCAAACAUGUAUUGUUAUCAAAGUUGAAUCUCAGACGCAGAAUGGAGCUGGUCCAUUUCCUUCUGCCGGCUUUCAUGUCCAUGACCGUGGAAGCUGAAAGAAAGUCAUCAUCAAAGGAGCGAACUCCCAACCAAUGGUAUGAAGAGUUGCUGUUUGCUUGAGAGAUCAAGAAGCUCUUGGACACCCUGGUGACUUUUUGUGCUGGAAGCUUUUUGUGGCUCUCAGCACAGAUCCGGAUCCCCCAAUUUGGAUUCUGCUGUCCACUUCGAAGCCAUGUUUCGAGUGCUGCUGCGCUUGGCAGUAGUGCUUCUUGGGCUAACUGUGGGCCAAGCGGGUGCUGAGCUUUGCCUCGACGAUGGUGUGCCAGAAAGCCAGCGAAAGUACAUUCAGGAUGAUUCGGGCAACGACAUUCCAAUUGGAGUGAUUGAAUGCGGCUGGGCAUCUUCCACGUUUCUCAACAACAUGGCACUGAUGAUGAUUCAAGAGGUUCUCGGUUUUCAUGCAGUAAUCGAUCCCCGCGUGGGCGCCAGUGGAGCCUCUCCCAUCUAUGCAUUGGCCGGAUGCGUCGACUUCGACAAUGCCAAGGAAAAGAAUUGUGGCUCAGAAACGAAGAUCCAUGUCAGUGUGGACUCCUGGUCUGGAACCCACGCUGCAGCUCAGCAGAAGUUUGCGAAGGAAUACCCAAGGCUUGCAGCCGAGGAUUUGGGGAGUAUGGGAUAUUCGGGCGAAGAGUCCAUGUACGUGAGCCAUGAAAUUCUCCAUGCUGCCUACAGUGACUCCGGUCUUGCCUUGGACUUCUACAAAAGCUACAACACUACGCAUCACGACCCAAAGAAAUACUUCGACUCAAUUCACGAUGUGGACAUGUCAGAAUUGGCAUUGUGCAACGAGACGGUCAUGAGUCAUCCGAAUCGAAUGGGAAACUAUGCUCGCUUUUCUGGCGACUACGAUGGGGUUCUGAGCCAAGCAGACGGUUCAUUCAUCGCCAAGUGUUCAAACAAUCGUUGGUGGUACGCACCUGCAUGCCGCCAGAAUGCCUCCACAUGCAUCCCUGUUUUCACAGGAGGGGAUGGUUGGAAGUUGCAGGCGAUGAUGCAGUGGUCAACUGCAUAUGGAAUUCCAGCCGCCAUCGCAAUCUCCGGAGGAUGGUCCAUGUUUGUGAAACACGUUCAAAGUCAUCGGGCUCUCCAUUAUUGGUGGGUUCCAGAUGCGACCUUCAUCGACAUGUUGCCCGAGCAGCUGCAGGUUGCUCGUCAGAGUGCCAAUGAGUGGCUCGCGGGAGACAAGAAAACGGGAGGCCAAGGAAGCUACGUGUCUAAGAUGGUUAGCAACAACUUGCAAUCGAAGGCUGGCCGUGUCCGCGAGUUCGUGUCCAACAUCAAUUUCGAGCUACCGGAAGUGCAAAGCCUUCUCUUGGAUGUUCAGCGGUCAGGUUCAAGCUACAAUGUUUCCUGCAAGUGGAUGCGCGACAAUCGAGCCAGGUGGUCAGCAUGGAAACCAGUGGAGACCAGCUGCUACGAAGGCUUUGGGUUGGUUGAUGCUUCCGGGAGCUUUGUCUCCAACAGGACAACCGCAGUUGGAUGUGGACUUUGUCAGGCUGGAACUGCAUCGGAAGAGCUCAUUGAUGAUGUGGGAAGGACCUUUCAAUGCAAGCCUUGCCCUCCUGGCUACAGCCAACCAAAUACUUACUCCACCCAAUGUGAGCCAUGUCCCACGGGCACCUCAGCCAGCAUGUAUGGAAGCACAAGAUGCACUCCGUGCAAUGAGGGAGACUAUCAACCAGAUGCGGCUCAGACCUCUUGCAUCCCGUGCGGCGCUUCCCGAACAACACUCUUGUUGGGUGCAUCAUCUGUGGCAGAUUGCGUUUGCCAAGAAGGGAAGAUCGAGAAACUUUCCACAUGCAUGGAGUGUGAUGAGCAAAGCAUGCAUUGCCCGAGAGGUAGCACUAUUGAGAAGCUUGAGGCAGCAGACGGAACUACAGACUUGAAGAUUCCUUUUGUGAAGAAAGGUUUCUUCAGCAAUCCAGAAGAGCCUCUUGACACCUACAGAUGCACUGCGGAGCUCUUUUGCCCCGGUGGCUCCCCAGGUGUUUGCUUUGGAGACCGCAAAGGCUUGACUUGUGGCGACUGCGCUGAUGGAUAUUAUUGGGCUUCCAACCAAUGCGAACCUUGUGGAGCGGUGUCAACAGCAUGGGCCUUGUCAGUGACUUUGGCACUUGUUUGCAUUUUUGGCUCCUACUAUAUGCUAACCUCGAGCUAUACGGCAAAAGCCAGUGUGAUGAUGUCCACCACUGCAGCCUUGGGAAUGCUAGUGGCCCUGUUCCAAAAUCUCGGCGUUUUGAACACCGUUGCUGUGCAGUGGCCAGAUGGCUUGGAAGCGAUCCUGAAUUUUGCCUCACUCUUUACCUUCAACCUUGAUGCUCUUGGCCUUAGCUGUGCUGCCGGUGGUAAUGUGGGCCGAUAUGUGAGCACCGCAUCUUUCUUUUGGAUUGUGACUCUCGCGUUGCCCACUGUUGGUUUGCUCACGAACUUCAUUCCCAUUCUGAGGAGCCGCCAGCUAGCAUGGGAGAAGAACAAGACAAUCAGCACGCUGGGACAGUUCUUGCAGGUUGGCUUCACGACCAUGUGCAAUGUUGGCGUCAUGCCUUUUAUGUGCUACCGACACCCUACUGGUCAAGAAAGUAUCUUGAAGUAUCCCAAUGUAUUCUGCGGGACAGAUGAGCAUGUGAUCAUGAAAGUCUUUGGAGCCUUGGUGAUCUUGUUGGCCGGCAGCUUCUUCACAGCAGCUUGCUAUGCGGCCUAUCAAGCGCCCAAGUGGUCAGGGAAAGCCAGGCUGGCAUCCAUUCGCUUCUUGGUCUUCCGCUUCCGGCCCGAUGUGUGGUAUUUCGGCUUGGUCCUCUUGGCUCGAGGACCUUUGCUGUCCUUGCCCG